This is a messenger RNA of Bufo gargarizans (Asiatic toad), 6563 nucleotides long. RefSeq names its product S1 RNA binding domain 1 (gene SRBD1). Gene Ontology annotation, biological process: nucleobase-containing compound metabolic process; translation. NCBI's taxonomy places the organism in Eukaryota, Metazoa, Chordata, Amphibia, Anura, Bufonidae. Gene Ontology annotation, molecular function: structural constituent of ribosome; mRNA binding. The record is from RefSeq and is a predicted model, not a curated record. The coding region runs from base 89 to 3082 and encodes 997 amino acids. The transcript has 22 exons.
GGUGAAGCUAGAGGAGGCGGGGCCAAAUUGAGCGCUGGAAGAUUGAAGCAUCGCUUGCCCACAUUGGACGUGUCUACUGUAUUCUGAGAUGUCUGGCCUACCGAGAAGGGCAAGAACCACGGCUGUGGCCCCUAAGCAGGAGCUGUCCUUCCUGAGUGGAAUGUCAGAUUCGGGAGAAGAGUCUAAAGAUGAGGAGGAAUGGAUGCCGGAGAAAAAACCCUCUAAAAAACAAAGCACAGCCGCCAAAGCAGCUGUGAAGAAAACGGCAGCGAAGCCAAGGAAGGCUGCUGCCCCCAAACCUAGAAAGGUCGCUGCAAAAAAAAUAACCAAAACUUUGAGCGCUGCUGAAGAAGAUGGAGAAGCCACUCAGGAUCAUGACGUUCAUAUGACAGAGGCUUCAAGGGAACAAGAGAUGUUAUCUAUUGUUCAACCCAUUAAAAAAGAAAAGACACUAAAAUUAAAUCCAAAAAGCCCAGCCAAGCGGAAGAGCAGUCUGAAGCUGGUUCCAGUAAAGGUAGAACGGAGAAGCAUUGGCAUUGAAGAUUUCCCCUCUACUAGCAGCCUGGACAUGGGAGUGAAAGUAAAGAAUGAGUUUCCUUCCAAGGUGGAGGAAGAAGAGCCGCCAGAUGAUUUCACGUUUGGUGGUCCACCGGCCAAGAAAAUGAAGACGUCUGCUGAUCCUGUGGGGAAGGUGGUGAAAUAUAAGGGCACCACUUCAGGCUCUGAUGGCUCUGACAUGAACUGGAACAUUGUUGAGGUUUUAUCAGAUAGAACAAAUAUUGAACCCUGGGUUUGCUCCAACCUCAUCCAGCUCUUUCAGGAUGAGAACACCAUACCCUUCAUCGCUCGGUACAGGAAGGAGCUCAUUAACAACCUGGAUGCAGAAGCCUUGAGAGAAGUACAGCAAAGCCUAGAGGAAUUAAGGUCAGUUUCAAAAAAAGCUCACAAUCUGGUAGAAAAACUAAGGAAAGAAGGGAAACUGAACUCCAGCCUACACACCGCCAUGCUGAACUGCAGAACAAUGGAUGAAGUCGAGCAUGUGUACACACCUUACAAAACUGGAAGCAAAGGCACCAAAGCUCAGAGAGCCAGGCAGCUGGGACUGGAAGCUGCUGCCAAAGCCCUGAUUGAGUCCCCCCAACAACUUAACCUUCAUAUGUACAUAAAACCUAACACAGAAGGCCUAUUAACACUUCAGGACAUAGAGACGGGCGUGCAGCACAUCUUAGCAGACAUGAUUGCCAAAGAUAAGGACUCGCUGGAGCACAUUAGAAAUCUCUGCAAACAGAACUUCGUCACCCUCCACUCCACACUGGCCAAGUCAACCGGAAAGGAAAAGGAAGGAAACGUGAAAGACGUCGACAAAUUCCAUUUAUAUCACAACUUCACUUGCAAUAUAAAUCGAGUCCAGCAUCACCAGAUUCUGGCCAUUAACCGUGGGGAAAAUCUGAAAGUCCUGACAGCAAAGGUCACCGUUCCUGACAGGGUGAAGGAUGCUUUCUGUAGGUGGUGUGUGAAUGAAAGGUGGAGACCAAAGCAAUUUGCAAGACCUGAGUUCAUGAAAAUCCUGCACAGCUCUGUAGAAGACUCCUACAAGCGUCUCAUUUAUCCUCUCCUCUGUAGAGAGUACCGUUCCAAGCUCACGUCAGACGCAGAGAAAGAAUCCAUUAUGAUGUUUGGAAGAAACCUGCGCCAGCUGCUGCUUGCAAAUCCAGUUAGAGGACGAACUAUAAUGGGUGUUGACCCUGGAUAUAAGCAUGGCUGUAAGCUGGCCAUCAUUUCAGCCACCAAUCAGAUUCUUCAUACAGAUGUGGUGUAUCUGCACACAGGACACGGGCGCGGAAUGCAAGAAGCAGAGAAAAUCAGACAACUCCUGCAGAAUUUCAACUGCUAUACAGUUGCUAUUGGAAAUGGAACAGCAUGCAGGGAAACGGAAAGAUAUUUUGCUGAUCUCAUCCAAAGGAGGUUUUUUGCACCGCUUAGUGUGGUCUAUUGCAUUACUAAUGAAGCAGGGGCAUCAAUCUACAGCGUGAGCCCGGAAGCUGCCAAGGAGAUGCCAGACCUAGACCCUAAUCUACGAAGUGCAGUUUCCAUAGCAAGACGUGUACAAGAUCCAUUAGCUGAGCUGGUGAAAAUUGAGCCCAAACACAUUGGCGUAGGAAUGUAUCAGCAUGAUGUCUCGCAGGUGCUGCUGAAAGGCACCCUGGACAGCGUGGUGGAGGAGUGCGUCAGCUUUGUUGGGGUGGAUAUAAACAUCUGCUCCGAGACUCUGUUGAGACAUAUCGCUGGGCUGAAUUCUGUUAGGGCCAAAAAUGUAAUUGAAUGGAGAGAGAAGAAUGGACCUUUUAUUAACAGGGAGCAGCUCAAGUGUGUCAAAGGGCUGGGUCCAAAGACCUUCCAACAAUGUGCCGGCUUUAUUAGAAUUAAUCAGGAGUACGUCAAGGACCUGUCCAGGGACCAAUCAGGAGGCCAAGGAUCGAAAGAGCAGGUGACCCAGGGCAAAGUAUCCAAACAAGGCAAGAAGACCGCAAAAUCUACAGUGGCUGCCAAGCCAAACCCGCUGGAUCAGACGUGCAUUCAUCCCGAGUCAUACGGCAUAGCAAUGAGAUUUCUUGUACUUGUGGGUGGAAGUACCGAUGAUAUAGGGACGGAGAAAAUACAAAAGCAAAUUAAUGGAGUCAUCCAACAAGAAGAAAUUGAAAGAGUGGCCGAAAAAGUAAAAACCACAGUGCUGACCUUACAGCUCAUCAUCGACGGUCUCUGUCAGCCUGAGGGUUACGACAUGCGUACAGAAUUUGAUAAGACCGAUUUCAAGACCAAUAUCGUCUGCCUGGAAGACCUGAAGGUGGGGGCCAUUCUAACCGGGAAAGUAGAAAACGCCACGCUGUUUGGUGUUUUUGUGGACAUCGGCGUGGGCAAAGCCGGGUUAAUUCCAAUGCGAUAUUUAAGAGAAGACAGACUUUCUAAGGAGAAGAGAAGGAGAAGUCUUGGACUAGGACCCGGAGAGAGGGUGGAAGUUAAAGUUCUAAAUGUUGACAUUAGACAGUCAAGGAUCACGCUGGAACUUCUACGGGUUUUGUAGUUGUUGUUUUUUUUUUGUUUUUUUCGAUGCGAUCCCCUGAGAUUCUGUUAGGAGAAAUUCUGCCUUCCUGACAUGUAAAGUGCCACUGUGAUUUAGGAUUUGGAGCUGAAAUGCCAGUCAGGAAUAAACUCUGGCAGGAUACUUUGUUAUUUUUGUAACACCAAGUUAUUUCCUCUCACUUCACCAUCUGCAACGUCCUCUCCUCGUUUUUUAUACUCCGCUGAAUAUAGCAGAAACACAGAGACAGGGAGCUGGGGUCAUUCAACUUAUUUCAUCCACUUUGCCAGUACUGUGCAAGGCAUUUAAUAUGCUGCAUGGAAAUCUGCGAUGGCAAGUCGGCGGUGUUUACGCGGAGUGGGAACAUUCCCAAUAGUUAACGUAAAGCUAGACCAUGCAGUCUAAAGAUACACCAAAGUUGUGGCAGUGGCUCAGGCUGGAUGAUCCAUUUGGUGUAUCUUUAGACACCUUUGUCUAACUUUAUGAGACUUGUUGUUUGGCUUAAGCCCCUUUAUUGUGAAGCCACAACCUUGCCCACAAAGCAUGUGCGCCAGUUUUUGCCCCAAAUUACCAUAUUCCUACAUUUUAGCGCUUCGUAAGUCUCUACCAUUUUCUUUUAUUUAUGCCAGGUAGGAUACAGAAAUUAAUUUUAUUUGAAUACACAUUAGUUCUCCAUGACAGGGGUGUAUGGUUGCCAGAAAAUCUCAGUAGUGCAGCCUCAGCAUUUCAGCCUGUAAUUUCAAGCAAUCAUAUCUCAGCAGAGAAAUUUGAAAUCUUCAUAUUUUUUAUGUGAACUGAAGGGUCUUUUAGUGAUUUCUUCUGGUAUGACUGUUUUAAUUGGAGACUUUGGGGGAGACAUCUUAAAAGAAAAGAAAAACUGACUGGCUACUAUAGGCAACAAAGAACAUUUUUCUUUUAGACAGUUUUUAUAAAUCUCUCCAUUUUGCAUAGUUGCCAACAGUCUCAAAUUUGCAGGGAUUAUUCCAAAUUUUAAGAGCAAGUUUGUCUUGUCCCACCGAAAAAUAUUAACCCUACCAAGAAGUGGAUAAUAUAUAUACUGUUUAUGGUCUGCAUUAUUAAUGCACCCCUAAUACCUCAUGGCCAUUAACAAGCAGACCAACUGAACAGUGUGGUCACAUUAGUUUAAUUAGAGCCGUGUUGCAAGCAUGACACGACCACGCCGCGUAGUCAUACCCUCACUCUUGUAACCUAUACUAGCAGUUGUGUGGCCUCAGAGGUUACAGAGAUCCAAGGUAACCAAGGAAUGAAGAGCCAUAUUUAGUGCAUACAGAUGGCACAUGACCUUCACUCAGUGGCAUAACUACACAUGACUGGGCCCCACAGCAAAAUUUAUACCCGCACUUCUUUUCAGACUACCUGAUGCACAUUUGGUGAUCCAAGAUCCUUUCUGCUUGUCCAGUCCUGCUAUGGGUUGGUCAGCAUUGCUCACAUAAGGGCAAUCUGAGGGCAACAGGAAGUAUCUUGGGAUUCCAAAUUCUCAGUGUGCAUCAGGUAGUCCGAGAAGAGGUGAGGCCAUCAGAAUAGUGGCCCGGGAACUGGUAGAUUUACAGCUAAAAAGAUGAAAGGGAGAGCACCCUGUUACCACCAGUGUGUGUAUUUUGAAAUCUGCAAAAUAUGGAUGAAGUCUGUGUGAUAUCCAUGUUGCAUCAGUUUUUUUUGUGGACCCAUUGAUGCAUUUUGUGGCCAAGUAUAGGACAUGUUUUGUCUUUUGCAGAACGGACAUAUGGAUAUGGAAAGCACACAGAUUAUCCAUGUGCUUUCCGCAUCCAUAUGUCUGUUCUUCAAACAGAUAGAACAUGUCCUAUGUUACGUGGAGUGCCGGAUUCCUUUUACAUGUUUCCUCUUCAAGCUCUCAAGCGUGUUCAGAGCACUCUUCACACGGACAGGGCAGGCUAAUCGUUUGUUUUGCAUUGUAAACAUAAAGACUUGAAAUCUUUUUGACUUUCUACUAGUGCCAUUUUAUUAUUUCAAUUAUUAUUCCAACUUUUAUUUUGGGGGAAAAUACUAAAAACAAGUAGUUCCAUGGCAAAUUAGAUUAAUUGCAAGGGUGUUUCUUCCUAUUUCUGUACUCGAUAGCAAGGAUCUUAGGUUUCUCUCUUUUCUGCCAUCAGACCAGGGUAAUGGCUGUGUAUUACAAUGCUGAUGCCCACAUAACUAGGUGACCAAGUGACUACUUCCUAGGUGGAUCACCAGUGUCAUAGUGUGGCACACUUUAAAGGGGUUGUCCAGGAUAAGAAAAACAUGGCUGCUUUCUUCCCCCAAAAAAAUAUUUCCCCUGUUCAUAGUAUUGCUGCUCUGUCCUAUUGACUCCAAUGGAGCUGAGCUUUAAUACUAGGCACAACCCUUGGACAGACGAGGUGCUGUUUUUGGAAGAAAGCAGCCAUGUUUGUCUAAUCUUGGAGACCCCUUUAAUGAGUUAAGGAUUUGGGGUAGUUCUUUCAACCUGCUAAUAGUUAGCGUGUUACUACUAUUAUCUCCAGAUGCCUCACCCUAAUGUGCUAAAUCACUGCAACAGGAUUUGGUGCACCAGAGGUGACAAUAUCUUGAGAGUCUAUUGUUCUAUUGAGUCUAUCUAGAUCCAUCCGUCUAUCAGAAAUUAAGACUUUGAUCUUCUUGAAGGAAUUUUCUGGUGUGCUAACCCUUUUUUUUACUGUAUAUGGGGCAAGUUUAUUAAGUCUCUCAAUGAUUCCCCACCACUGCUGUUCUGAUGCUGAACAGUCCAUACUAGUCUCCAAUUUCUGGUUUUGGCUGGAUAAGUAGGAAAUGCUUGGAGAUGCCUGCUCGGCCAGUCCAUGAAUGAGAAGGGUCACCCCUUUGGCCACUGAUUAGCUGAGCUGUAUCUCCUACUGUUUUCAGUGUGUCAAACCCAGAAAUGGUGUUAGAACGGAAGGAGCAGGGUGAGUAAUUUUAUUUUAUUUUUUUACCCAUUCUACUUAAUAUAUAAAACAUUUUAUCCCACCAGACAACCCCUUUAAGUACCUCGAUUCCAAUAUUUAACAAGAAAGUGAAUUAUAUGCUUAGUUAUUCGAACCUACAGGUUUGGGUUUCUGGCAUAUAUUGGUUUGUGUAAUCAUCUUCCCCAGCAGGUUUACGAUUGUGCUCUCCCUAAUGGCUCUCCCAUCUGCAACAGCUGAUUGACAGGGCCGUUCGGGAGGUAUACUUGCCAGACUCCAAUAAAGAAAGGUCUUGGGAAAAUCUUAAGGUAAUUAUUGAUGGGCAGCAAUCCACUAAUCAGACAAUUUGCAAAAUGAAUCCCAUAUUCCCUUACUAUAUUAGUCUUUUCUUGUUUGUGUUUAUAGAGCACAUUUACAACUUCAGUAACCUCCCGUCUCCCCGCAGUCCAAUUAAACCUCUCAAAGGGUAAUACAUUAAAGGGAAAGAAUAUUGGAAGUGGCUUGUAAUUAGUUUUGCUCUUGUUGUUGCCACAUUCGUUUGCCAGUUGAAUUUUAUACUCUGAUAAUAA